Caenorhabditis briggsae is the source of this 498-nucleotide messenger RNA. NCBI's taxonomy places the organism in Eukaryota, Metazoa, Nematoda, Chromadorea, Rhabditida, Rhabditidae. The coding region runs from base 1 to 498 and encodes 165 amino acids. The record is from RefSeq and is a predicted model, not a curated record. The transcript is spliced from 3 exons. Gene Ontology annotation, cellular component: cell surface.
AUGCACUUCGCCUUGGCUCUUCUUCUUCUCGUUCCAUUUCUGAAUGCAUCCAAAUUUCCAAUGUUCACAAUCAGUGGAACUUUGACUUGUGGUGGUGAGCCUAUUAAAGGAAACAUCAUUAUGGUCGAUGAUAAUUUUGCUUUCACUGAUCAUCUACUAAGCGAACGAAAAGUGAAUGAGGAUGGAAAAUUCAGUCUGCGUGGAGAGCCAAAUGAUGACUGCUUAGAUGUCAAACUGAUUGUGGAGCAUAGAUGUCAUGAUAUGAAAUUUGGAAGAGGAGACAGCAAGAAGUUGAAAGGAUACUCAGAAUUUGAGAUUCAUGUAUCAGAUUUGAUAAAAAGUGAUUAUAAAUUGAACAUGGAUAUCGAGCUGGCUAGAAACAAAGUUCGUAUCUCUUCUCCAGUGAUUCCAGCUUGGAAAGCUUGGUUGUAUGGUAAAAGAAUGAUUUCCGAUACUUUCGAUCGAAUCAAGAAGCUCAAAAUCUGGGGCAAUGUAUAA